Molecule: messenger RNA, 393 nt
Organism: Fraxinus pennsylvanica
Lineage: Eukaryota; Viridiplantae; Streptophyta; Magnoliopsida; Lamiales; Oleaceae
Source: the annotation of a GenBank genome assembly
AUGCAUAUUGCAAUGAAAAACAUGGCUAUUCGUUAUGCUUUGCUCCAUAUGUUCUUCUUGUUUUCGCUGGCAGUGGCAACAUCGUCAAACUCUACCAUCACCACCAAACCUGACUGCCAAAGCAGUUGUGGUAACGUAGAAAUUCCAUACCCAUUUGGUAUCGGGACAAAUUGUUCUAUGAACCAAUACUUCAACAUCAACUGCAAUACUUCUUUCAACCCUCCAAAACCUUACCUCUCCUUUGUUAAUGUGAAUUUCGAAGAAGUCCUUAACAUAGAGACGAUUGCCGGACCUGCCGGUGUCUCAUCGCAAAGUGACAAUAGGAGUAGGCUUGGGCUCAGGAAUAGGAUUACUACUUCUAUUAUCAAAUUGCUUUUGGUUGUACAAGUUUAA